Messenger RNA from Talaromyces amestolkiae, 744 nucleotides. RefSeq lists its product as uncharacterized. NCBI's taxonomy places the organism in Eukaryota, Fungi, Ascomycota, Eurotiomycetes, Eurotiales, Trichocomaceae. Gene Ontology annotation, biological process: cristae formation. The record is from RefSeq and is a predicted model, not a curated record. Bases 1 to 744 code for a protein of 247 amino acids. Gene Ontology annotation, cellular component: MICOS complex; mitochondrial crista junction. The transcript is spliced from 3 exons.
AUGUCAUUCCGGCCAAUGUUCCAGCGACGAGCUGUCGCUCCCAUAGCAGCGACGCUUCUGGUUGGAGGCAUAGUCACAUACCCUCGACGAACCGUUUAUGCUGAGAGUCCCUCAGACCUUCGGAAACCUAUUUACGACGACUACCCUACCGAAUCUGUCGCCGUCCCAGAACAGAAACCCAUUAUCGCCAUCCCUUCCGAAAUCUCAAACAAAAUCACAAAAGAAGAAUCCAGCGUCACCGAUCUUCUAACGGCGCAAGUCCGUCGUGCCCGCCUCUUCGUCUAUGCACACUCUCUCGCCGCGGAGAACAGUUUCAACGACUUUUUGUCUCGCGUACUCCGCGUGGAAAAUGCAUUCACCAACACAAUUGCCUCGCUAGCUCCAUCUCCCGAGUCAGGCGAACGCCUCCUUCCCGGUGGAGUUUAUGUUAUUGUGUCCGCCAUGGCCGGAUCAAUUGUCUCUCGGAACCGUGGAAUCAUUCUCCGAUCAGCGACUCCUCUUGCAUUCGGUACCAUCGCCGCCUGGACUCUCCUGCCAGUGACUAUGCGCAACGUCUCGAACCUGGCUUGGGAGUAUGAGAAGAAAGUGCCCGUGGUGGCUGACAACCAUCUGAAGGCCCAUAAUUAUAUUCAGCACGUAUACACCACCGGAGUCGCUCACAGUGCAAUGGGUCGCGUUAUGCUGGAGGAUAAAAUUGGAGAAGCCCGUGAAUAUCUUGAAGAAUGGGUUAGGAAGGGCCGAUAA